This is a messenger RNA of Saccharomyces mikatae IFO 1815, 3888 nucleotides long. RefSeq lists its product as uncharacterized. NCBI's taxonomy places the organism in Eukaryota, Fungi, Ascomycota, Saccharomycetes, Saccharomycetales, Saccharomycetaceae. Gene Ontology annotation, molecular function: ABC-type transporter activity; ATP binding; ATP hydrolysis activity. Gene Ontology annotation, cellular component: membrane. The coding region runs from base 1 to 3888 and encodes 1295 amino acids. The record is from RefSeq and is a predicted model, not a curated record. The transcript has a single exon.
AUGUCACAGCGGAAGAACGGCGAUGUAGCCACUGAUUUGAUAGAAAAUAAACUUUCUUUCUCAAGAAUCCCUAGGAUAAGUCUCCAUGUAAGGGAUUUGUCAAUUGUUGCCUCCAAGACCAACACAACGCUGGUUAAUGCAUUUUCCAUGGACUUGCCCAGUGGGUCGGUCAUGGCAGUUAUGGGUGGGUCAGGGUCCGGGAAGACUACGUUGUUGAAUGUUCUAGCAUCCAAGAUAAGUGGUGGAUUAACUCAUAACGGUUCUAUACGGUAUGUCUUGGAAGACAUGGGUUCUGAAUCUGGGGAGGCAAGGCUAAAGGUGGGUCACUUGGAUGACCAAGACCACCCUACUCAUAAGCAUGUGAUAAUGGCUUACCUACCGCAACAAGAUGUGCUUUCCCCCAGGUUGACCUGCAGAGAAACUCUUAAAUUUGCAGCAGACUUGAAACUUAAUUCAUCCGAACGGACUAAGAGAAUAAUGGUUGAGCAGUUAAUAGAAGAAUUAGGGCUCAAAGAUUGUGCCGACACUUUAGUGGGUGAUAACUCACAUAGAGGCCUUUCUGGUGGCGAAAAGAGAAGACUAAGUAUUGGUACUCAAAUGAUUUCAAACCCUUCUGUCAUGUUUUUGGAUGAGCCUACUACUGGUUUGGAUGCUUAUUCUGCCUACUUGGUUAUUAAAACUUUGAAAAAACUAGCAAAAGAGGAUGGUAGAACUUUUAUCAUGUCAAUUCACCAGCCGAGAUCAGAUAUAUUAUUCUUAUUAGACCAGGUUUGUAUUUUGUCAAAGGGUAAUGUAGUAUACUGUGACAAAAUGAAUAAUAUCAUCCCUUAUUUUGAAUCUAUUGGUUAUCGUAUUCCUCAGCUCGUGAAUCCAGCCGAUUAUUUCAUCGAUUUGUCAAGUGUAGAUUCUAGAUCAGAUAAGGAAGAGGUUACUACGCAAAACAGGUUAAAUUCAUUGAUUGGUCAUUGGCAUGAUUAUGAAAGGACUCAUUUGAAACUACGGGCGGAAUCUUGUAUAGGCAACGCUACGGAAAUUCAUAUUCAAAAUAUGACUACCAGACUACCAUUUUGGAAACAAGUUGCAGUCUUGACGAGACGGAAUUUUAAACUUAAUCUUUCAGAUUAUGUUACUCUAAUAUCGACUUUCGCAGAACCGCUGAUCAUUGGUACUGUUUGCGGUUGGAUAUACUAUAAACCUGAUAAAACUAGUAUCGGUGGUUUAAGGACAACGACCGCGUGUCUGUAUGCAUCUACUAUUUUACAAUGUUACUUAUAUUUGUUAUUUGAUACGUAUCGACUUUGUGAACAGGACAUUGCGUUAUAUGACAGAGAGAGGGCGGAAGGUUCGGUGACACCGUUGGCAUUUAUUGUCGCCAGAAAAUUAUCUCUCUUCCUUUCUGACGAUUUCGCCAUGACCAUGAUUUUUGUCAGUAUAACGUAUUUCAUGUUUGGACUCGAAGCAAAUGCUAGAAAAUUCUUUUAUCAAUUUUCUAUCGUAUUUUUAUGUCAAUUAUCAUGUUCCAGUUUGUCCAUGUUAUCAGUUGCUGUAUCGAGGGAUUUUUCUAAGGCCUCUUUAGUGGGGAAUAUGACAUUCACAGUAUUAUCAAUGGGGUGCGGUUUUUUUGUGAAUGCUAAAGUUAUGCCAGUGUAUGUUCGUUGGGUUAAAUAUAUUGCCUUUACAUGGUAUUCAUUUGGUACUCUGAUGUCUAGUACUUUUACGGAUUCUUAUUGUACCUCUGGCAAUCUCGAGGAAUGCUUAGGUAACCAGAUUCUAGAAGUUUACGGAUUUCCGAAGAACUGGAUAACCGUGCCCGCUGUUAUCCUAUUAUGUUGGUCUAUAGGAUACUUUGUAGUAGGUGCGGUUGUACUGUAUUUGCACAAGAUUGAUAUUACUUUACAGAAUGAGGUGAAAUCAAAACGAAAGAAAUCCAUUAGCAAAACUCCCACAGAAGUGAAACCGGAAAUUCAGCUGCUAGACGAUGUUUAUCACCAAAAGGAUUUGGAGGCAGAAAAAGAGAAAAAAACAACUAUCACUAUAAAAUUGCAAGACAUAGACCUACGAAUCAUUUUUUCAACUUCUUUCUCAACUUGGAAAAAAGGUAACUUCCAUCGCCACGAAACUAAACAAAUUUUACAAUCGGUGAAUGCCAUUUUCAAGCCUGGAAUGAUUAAUGCUAUUAUGGGACCAUCAGGGUCAGGUAAGUCCUCACUGUUGAAUUUAAUUUCUGGCAGACUAAAAUCCUCAUUUUUUGCGAAGUUUAACACUGCAGGAUCGAUUAUGCUCAAUGACAUUCAGGUCUCAGAGUUUAUGUUCAAAAAUGUAUGCUCGUAUGUUUCGCAGGAUGAUGACCAUCUUUUGGCCACCUUAACUGUAAAAGAAACCCUUAAAUAUGCAUCUGCGUUAAGGUUGCAUCAUUUAACUGAGGCAGAAAGAAUGGAAAGAACUGAUAACUUGAUAAGAUCUCUGGGUUUAAAGCACUGUGAGAACAAUAUUAUUGGUAAUGAAUUUGUUAAAGGCAUUAGUGGUGGCGAAAAGAGAAGAGUAACGAUGGGGGUGCAAUUAUUGAAUGAUCCUCCAAUCUUAUUACUAGAUGAACCAACUUCUGGACUAGAUAGCUUCACAUCUGCUACUAUAUUAGAAAUAUUGGAGAAGCUUUGUACAGAACAAGGGAAGACAGUCAUUAUUACCAUUCAUCAACCAAGGUCAGAAUUAUUCAAACGAUUUGGUAAUGUUUUGCUAUUAGCUAAAUCGGGUAGAACCGCUUUCAAUGGAUCACCUGAUGAAAUGAUUGCUUAUUUUGCUAAAAUGGGAUUUAAUUGUCCUUCGUUUACGAACGUGGCAGACUUUUUUCUCGAUUUAAUCUCAGUCAAUACGCAAAACGAACAGAAUGAACAAACUUCAAGAGCAAGAGUUGAAAAGCUACUUACCGCAUGGAAAGAAAAUAUAGAAACUGAAAGUAUUUUAUCCACUUCACUUUCUGAAAAACAACAAUACUCUCAAGAGUCAUUUUUAACAGAAUACAGCGAUUUCGUAAGAAAACCAGCUAACUUGGUUUUGGCAUACAUAGUCAACGUUAAGAGGCAAUUUACUACGACAAGAAGAAGCUUCGACUCCUUAAUGGCACGUAUUGCACAAAUUCCUGGUCUAGGUGUUAUCUUCGCCUUAUUUUUUGCUCCGGUCAAGCAUAAUUAUACUAGUAUCAGCAAUCGUUUAGGGCUGGCACAGGAAUCUACAGCGUUGUAUUUUGUGGGUAUGUUAGGAAACUUGGCAUGCUAUCCAACUGAAAGAGAUUACUUUUACGAAGAAUACAAUGACAAUGUUUACGGAAUAGCACCUUUUUUCUUGGCUUAUAUGACUCUAGAGUUACCGUUAUCCGCAUUUGCUUCAGUUUUAUACGCAGUGUUUACAGUAUUUGCAUGUGGGUUGCCAAGAACUGCGGCCAAUUUCUUUGCGACCGUUUAUUGUUCCUUUAUUGUUACUUGUUGUGGUGAAGCUCUGGGUAUAAUGACGAACACAUUCUUUGAAAGACCAGGAUUCGUUGUUAACUUUAUUUCGAUUAUUUUAUCCAUUGGUACCCAAAUGUCAGGAUUGAUGUCGUUAGGCAUGUCGAGAGUAUUAAAGGGUUUCAACUAUUUGAACCCUGUGGGGUACACAUCUAUGAUUAUCAUUAAUUUUGCGUUUCCAGGUAAUUUGAAAUUAACAUGUGAAGAUGGUGGGAAAAAUUCGGAUGGUACAUGCAAAUUUGCUAAUGGGCAUGAUGUUUUGGUUUCAUACGGCUUAGUGAGAGAUACACAAAAGUAUUUGGGAAUUAUUGUGUGUGUGGCCAUUAUAUAUCGUCUUAUUGCUUUUUUUAUCUUGAAGGCCAAAUUGGAAUGGAUUAAGUGGUGA